Molecule: messenger RNA, 584 nt
Organism: Macrobrachium nipponense
Lineage: Eukaryota; Metazoa; Arthropoda; Malacostraca; Decapoda; Palaemonidae
Product: peroxisomal ATPase PEX6-like
Exons: 4
Coding region: 1-555 (184 amino acids)
Biological process (GO): protein import into peroxisome matrix
Cellular component (GO): peroxisomal membrane; cytosol
Molecular function (GO): ATP hydrolysis activity; ATP binding
Source: RefSeq, a predicted model, not a curated record
AUGCAAAUUCCAUCAUUUUUCCACAGGUUAUGUUUAUAUCGACUGUCUUCAGAAGAUGAAAAAAUCAAUGGUGCUAAUAUCAGUAAUGAUACUCCGCCUGUGACCUACAAGGACGUUAUAAAGGCUUUAGAUAAGCUUCAAGCAAACCGCAGCAAAGCAUUAGGGGCACCCCGUAUCCCUCAAGUGCAGUGGAAGGACAUAGGUGGCUUAGAAGAAGCCAAGCGUGAGGUAGUGAACACUAUCCAGCUUCCUCUGCGUCAUCCAACACUGGUUUCGAGCGGCCUUCGACGAUCAGGUGUUUUAUUGUAUGGUCCACCAGGGACAGGAAAAACUCUCCUGGCAAAAGCAGUGGCAACUGAGUGUGGUCUUAAUUUUAUGUCUGUUAAAGGACCUGAACUGCUUAAUAUGUAUGUUGGGCAGAGUGAAGAAAAUGUUCGUCAAGUAUUUGCCCGUGGCAAAGCAGCAGCUCCGUGUGUUAUAUUCUUUGAUGAAUUGGACUCUUUAGCACCAAACCGCGGUCGUUCAGGAGAUUCUGGUGGGGUUAUGGAUAGGUAGGUUGUUCAGUUCGCACAGAAAGAUUUUGU